Cajanus cajan (pigeon pea) is the source of this 2429-nucleotide messenger RNA. RefSeq names its product phosphoenolpyruvate carboxykinase (ATP) 1. Gene Ontology annotation, cellular component: cytosol. Gene Ontology annotation, molecular function: phosphoenolpyruvate carboxykinase (ATP) activity; ATP binding. The record is from RefSeq and is a predicted model, not a curated record. NCBI's taxonomy places the organism in Eukaryota, Viridiplantae, Streptophyta, Magnoliopsida, Fabales, Fabaceae. Gene Ontology annotation, biological process: gluconeogenesis.
GUUUGGAGCAGCAUUAUUCGAUCACCAUAUCGUUCUUCUCCGUUAAGGUUAUUUCUGCUUCUAGCAUUGCGCACCAAGCUCAAAAAAGAAGAUGCCUGCGAGUGUUGGAACCGGGAAUGGGAACAUUCAAAUUCGUGACGAGGAAGAAAUUAGUGGUCCAACGGUGAAGGCUCAAACGAUUGAUGAGCUUCACUCGUUGCAGAAGAAGAAGUCUGCACCUAGCACUCCCAGGGGGGCUCAGCCUACUGCCUUUAGUACCAUGUCUGAGGAAGAACGCAGCAAACAGCAGCUAGAAUCCAUCAGUGCAUCUUUGGCGUCUCUAACAAGAGAAAGUGGACCAAAGGUAGUAAAAGGCGAUCCUGCAAGCAGGUACGAAGGUUCAAGGGUCGCACACGUGUCACACCCACUUGUGACACCCACCAUCGCUGUCAGUGACAGUGCUUUGAAGUUCACACAUGUUCUCUAUAACCUCUCCCCCGCAGAACUUUAUGAACAAGCGAUUAAGUAUGAGAAAGGAUCGUUCAUCACUGCGACUGGGGCAUUGGCUACGCUUUCUGGGGCCAAGACUGGUCGGUGUCCUAGAGACAAGCGUGUGGUGAAGGAUGAACUUACUGAGAAUGAGCUUUGGUGGGGAAAGGGUUCUCCUAACAUCGAGAUGGACGAGCACAGUUUCAUGGUGAAUAGAGAAAGAGCCGUUGAUUAUUUGAACUCUUUGGAUAAGGUCUUCGUGAAUGACCAAUUCUUGAACUGGGACCCAGAGAACAAAAUCAAAGUCAGGAUUGUCUCUGCUAGAGCUUACCAUUCCUUGUUUAUGCACAACAUGUGCAUUCGGCCCACUCUUGAAGAGAUUGAGAGUUUUGGUACACCAGAUUUCACUAUUUACAAUGCAGGACAGUUUCCUUGCAAUCGUUACACUCACUACAUGACAUCCUCCACUAGCGUUGAUAUUAGUCUUGCAAGGAAGGAAAUGGUCAUUCUUGGAACACAGUAUGCAGGAGAAAUGAAGAAGGGUCUCUUCAGUCUCAUGCAUUAUCUCAUGCCUAAGCGCCAAAUCCUCUCCCUACACUCUGGCUGCAAUAUGGGCAAAGAAGGAGAUGUUGCUCUCUUUUUUGGCCUCUCAGGUACUGGAAAGACCACUCUGUCCACGGAUCAUAAUAGGUUUUUAAUUGGAGAUGAUGAACACUGUUGGAGUGGGAGCGGUGUCUCAAACAUUGAAGGUGGUUGCUACGCCAAAUGCAUUGAUCUCUCUAGGGAGAAAGAACCUGACAUCUGGAACGCCAUCAAAUUUGGCACAGUCUUGGAGAAUGUUGUUUUUGGGGAGCAUGAUCGAGUAGUGGAUUACACUGACAAAUCAGUUACAGAAAAUACUCGUGCAGCUUAUCCAAUUGAAUACAUUCCAAAUGUUAAGUUACCAUGUGUUGGUCCUCACCCUAAGAAUGUGAUCCUUUUGGCAUGUGAUGCAUUUGGUGUGCUUCCACCUGUGAGUAAGUUAAGCCUGUCGCAGACCAUGUACCAUUUCAUCAGUGGAUACACAGCUUUGGUGGCUGGCACAGAGGAGGGUAUAAAGGAGCCACAGGCAACAUUUUCAGCUUGUUUUGGUGCAGCAUUUAUAAUGCUUCACCCCACAAAGUACGCAGCCAUGCUUGCUGAAAAGAUGCAGAAACAUGGUGCUACUGGAUGGCUUGUUAACACGGGAUGGUCUGGUGGAAGUUAUGGUUCUGGAAGUCGUAUUAAGCUAUCUUUUACAAGAAAAAUAAUUGAUGCUAUUCACUCUGGAAGCCUCAUGAAGGCAAAAUACAAGAAGACUGAGAUUUUUGGACUUGAGAUCCCCACUGAAGUGGAGGGUGUUCCCUCGGAAAUUCUAGACCCUGAGAACACGUGGUCAGACAAAGGUGCCUACAAGGAGACACUGUUGAAGCUGGCUGGAUUGUUCAAGAACAAUUUUGAGACCUUCACCAACUACAAGAUUGGAGAGAACAACAAACUGACAGAGGAGAUUCUUGCUGCUGGUCCAAUCAUAGCUAAUGCUUAAUUAGGAGAUGGGGACCCUCUUUACUUUGCUAAUUUCUUUUGGUUUUGCAUUCUUGUUGGUUACUUGGAUUUGAAGGAAAGACAAUAUUUUUGAACAACAUAGCCAUCAUGCCUUUAAACAUCGAAGAAAGAUUUCAAGUCUUUUUUGCUACUUGCCAAUGAAGCCGUCUUGUUCUUAUUUCUUUGGCAGAGAAGUUACGAGGGAGAUGAGAAGACCAAGGCAUGCUAUAAAACCUGUGGCUGUUUAAAAUAUGAUUCCAUUUUUGAAAGCACCAGUUACAUUCAUACAUGUGUUUGUAUUGCUUUCCAGAAUAGAACCACCUACGAGUAUUGUCUUUAGACAUUGAACUUAUUAAUUUAAAGCACUCCUACAGUUUUUCUUGCUUCCACUACUCUAA